CUUCUUGUGAGAUGUUCCAAAUAUUUAAAAGUUCAUGGAGAACAAGUUUUAAAAUAGAGCUUUGUCUCACUGAUGUCAACAUAUGUUAUAUGUUCUUCAGCAUUUCUCAGUCAGCCAUGGAGGGCUCUACCAAAGGACAAGCAGGAAGACCUCACUUUUGUGAAAAACUACCAACCUCGAAACAAAGGAGCAAACCAUCUCAGGAUUCUGCUAUAUGGACCAGUCGGUGCCGGCAAGUCCAGUUUCAUCAACUCUGUGGACAGUAUCUUACAAGGCAGAAUUACCGGUCGAGCUGAAACAGAUGCAAUCUCUGGGAACAGCUUCACCAAAAAUUACACAAUUUACAAAUUCGAUAAAGGUCCAGACGACUAUUAUAAUUUUGUUUUCAAUGACAUCAUGGGCUUUGAGAACAAUGCCAAUGCUGGUGUUCUUGUGGAAGACAUCAAACUGGCCCUGAAAGGACAUGUGGAAGACGAUUACAAGUUCUCUCCCAGCCAGAAACUGAAGGAGGGUGAUGGAGGUUACAGGUCAUCUCCCACUCUGGACGACAAAGUUCACGUUCUGGUUUCUGUGAUUCCUGCCAACAAAGUAUCUUUAAUAAAAGAAGACAAAUUUGUGGAGAAGAUGAGAGAAGUCAGACUCGCAGCAAGUGACAUGGGAAUUCCCCAACUGGCUAUUCUCACCAAAGUGGAUGAAGCCUGUCCUGAAACCAGGAAAAAUAUAACAAAUGCCUAUUACAGCAAGUAUCUGAAGGAACAGGUCGACACAUUCAGCUUGUUGCUGGGUAUUCCACAGAGCUCCAUCUUCCUCGUGAAGAACUAUGGUCCAGAUCCAAUAGUGGAUGAUGACAAGAAUCUGCUGAUACUGAGCGCACUGAGACAGAUGAUCACAUUUGGAGAAGACUUCCUCAACCACCUGUAG
Molecule: messenger RNA, 921 nt
Organism: Centropristis striata (black sea bass)
Lineage: Eukaryota; Metazoa; Chordata; Actinopteri; Perciformes; Serranidae
Product: interferon-induced protein 44-like
Exons: 6
Coding region: 73-921 (282 amino acids)
Source: RefSeq, a predicted model, not a curated record